AUGACUGCCACAGCGAUUGACCCCGAAACAAGACCCCAAACCCAAAAAGACACCGAAACUCAAAACCCCCCUCCACCACCCAGCAACCCCGCGCACGAAGAGCACCAAUACCUCUCCCUCAUCCGCGACAUUCUCCAAAAUGGCGAGCACCGUCCCGACCGUACUGGCACCGGCACCUACGCCAUCCCCUUCCCCGCCCAAAUGAAAUUCGCCCUCUCACGCCCCUCCGCCGACCCUACCCAACCACCCACCCUCGUCCUGCCCCUCCUCACCACCAAGCGCGUCUUCCUGCGUGCCGUCAUCGGCGAACUCCUAUGGUUCAUAGCCGGCAGCACACACAGCAAGCCCUUAUCAGACGCCGGCAUCAAGAUCUGGGACGGCAACGGCAGCCGCGCCUACCUCGACAGCGUCGGCCUCUCACACUACGAAGAAGGCGAACUCGGCCCUGUCUACGGCUUCCAAUGGCGCCAUUUCGGCGCAGAGUACAAAGGCCACGCACACGACUACACGGGUGAAGGCGUUGAUCAACUUGCCGAGAUUAUCGAUAAACUGAAGAAUAAACCGUAUGACAGAAGGAUUAUUCUGAGUGCCUGGAACCCCGCUGAUAUCAAGAAAAUGGCCCUGCCGCCUUGCCACAUGUUUGCUCAGUUCUACGUUAGUUUCCCUGGACACAAGCAGGGAGAGGAGCGGCCGAGGGGAGUAUUGCAUUCGCUGCUGUACCAGCGCUCUUGCGAUAUGGGACUCGGUGUCCCGUUUAAUAUCGCAUCCUAUGCGUUGCUAACGCAUAUGCUGGCGCAUGUGUGCGAUUUGACACCAGGAACUUUUACGCAUACGAUGGGGGAUGCCCACGUGUAUCUUGAUCAUGUGGAUGCGCUCAAGGUGCAGGUUGAGCGGGAGCCAAGAGAGUUUCCCGAAUUGAGGAUUAAGAGGGAUGUCGGCGGGAGUAUAGAUGGGUGGCUGGAAAGUGACUUUGAGAUUGUGGGGUAUAAACCGCAUGCCAGUCUUGCUAUGAAGAUGAGUGUGUAG
Messenger RNA from Bipolaris zeicola 26-R-13, 1026 nucleotides. RefSeq lists its product as uncharacterized. The transcript has a single exon. Gene Ontology annotation, cellular component: mitochondrion; cytosol. The record is from RefSeq and is a predicted model, not a curated record. Gene Ontology annotation, molecular function: thymidylate synthase activity. Gene Ontology annotation, biological process: dTMP biosynthetic process. Lineage: Eukaryota; Fungi; Ascomycota; Dothideomycetes; Pleosporales; Pleosporaceae. The coding region runs from base 1 to 1026 and encodes 341 amino acids.